Magallana angulata is the source of this 1939-nucleotide messenger RNA. RefSeq names its product multiple epidermal growth factor-like domains protein 10. Gene Ontology annotation, molecular function: scavenger receptor activity. Lineage: Eukaryota; Metazoa; Mollusca; Bivalvia; Ostreida; Ostreidae. Bases 130 to 1743 code for a protein of 537 amino acids. The record is from RefSeq and is a predicted model, not a curated record. The transcript has 11 exons.
UGUUGAACAGUUGCUAUAUACAUAUAGUCUGUGUAUCUCUGUAAUCUCAGACGGCUUGAUCUUUUCUAUUGGUUAUGUCUGUUGGACAAUAUAGCAAUCUAAUUUGAUCAGAUUGAACAACAUUCUACCAUGAUGUCCCUGUCCGGACACUCUGUGUAUCUCCUCGAUGUCCUCACUGUGUGGUUCUGUCUGCUGGCAGUCUCCCAGGCGUAUGUUAAUGUCGCCCUCAACAAACCAGCGUACCACCUGUACCCUGCACCAGGAGUCGACAGAUUUGACGCCAGUAACGCUGUAGACGGACGUAAGUCAGACCUGAGUGGACCUGGAGGUCAAUGUGCUGUAUCAUAUACUGCAAAAAACGCCACCUGGUGGGUGAACCUGACCAGCAUCUACAGCAUCCAUCACAUCAACAUCUACUUCGGGACGGAUAAUGAUCUACGGAAUUUUCGUUUUGUAUUGACAAAGUUCAUCCUUGGAUUUUCGGUGUACGUCUCCAAUACAACAGACAGACUACAGGGAACACUGUGUUACAAAGACGACAACUCUACAGUAGAAACCAUGCCUGCUGUCUUCACCACCACCUGUCCUGUACAUGGACAGUACGUCAUCUACUACAACGAAAGACGAUCAGGAGUUACCUACCCUGAUGGCUACUAUUACUUUGUUAGCAUUGCCCUCUGUGAAGUGGAGGUGUAUGGAUGUCCUAGUGGGUUUUACGGGACUAACUGUUCUAACGCCUGUCCGGAUACCAAUUGUUACUGCCACAUAGAGACGGGCACCUGUCAGGGCUGCAAACCGGGGUUCCAAGGUUACUUGUGUACAUUAGCUUGUGACAGUGGCUGGUAUGGCUUGGGCUGCAGUGAGAGUUGUGGACAAUGCCGUGACGUCAACAAAUGCAUCAACACCAAUGGGACAUGCCUGACUGGAUGUAGCGCUGGUUAUACGGGACACAGGUGUCACACAUCCUGUCAGUACGGAUUCUUUGGACCAGAUUGUGCUGACAGAUGUAACGACACCUGUGAUGGUUGUAACAGAUUUAAUGGUUCUUGUGAUUCUGGGUGUAACCCCGGAUGGAAUGGGUCCGAAUGCCAAUAUGCUUGUGAUAAAGGAUCAUUUGGUAAUAACUGCAGUGAAACAUGCGGACACUGUCGUGACGUAGACCUGUGUUCCAAUACCAACGGGACCUGUUUAACUGGGUGUGAUGUUGGUUAUCAGGGAGAUUUGUGUAAAACUAAAUGUGACAAGGGAUCCUUUGGAAUUGACUGCAAUGAAACGUGUGGACACUGUCGUGAGGUAAACCUAUGCUCUCAUACCAACGGAGCAUGCUUAACCGGAUGUAGUGCUGGCUUUCGAGGAAACUUGUGUAAAACACCUUGCCUGCGCGGAUUUUAUGGAGAAAAUUGCACUAGUGAAUGUGUCGACACAUGUAAUGGUUGUAAUAAUGUCAUUGGCCUGUGUGAGUAUGGAUGCUACCCAGGAUGGACUGGAGCCUUCUGUCAAAUAGACUGCCCGUAUGGAUUGUUCGGACAAGAUUGUACUGGUGUUUGUAACGACAACUGUACGGGCUGCAACAAUAUAAAUGGUCUGUGUGACAGAGGAUGUCGUCCAGGCUGGAAGGGAGACUACUGUGAUAUUGAUGCCAUAAAGUUUUCCAGAAAAGGUUUGAUAAAACUACCAGUGUUCUGGUUGAAAAAGUUUUUGACAUUUUUGUUAAUGAAUUAUACGUUUUCAGUUGACACAUGACAGUCAUAACGGUGAAAAUUUCACUAAUACACUCAUUUAUACACAGAGCUUUCUGUACAUCUUUGUAAGAACACUUUUUAAAAGCAGGUUCAUAAUGAUAUCUACACUAAAGUCUUGUCUAUUAACACGUUAUUACACGUAACAACAUAAACCAAAUUUCAUAACUGCAUUACAGCUUUACAAAUUAUGUUUGUUU